AUGGCGCCGGAGGAUCCUGCGAAGCCGGACCUUCGGGCCGUGGCGGAAGCCCUGGCUGCCCAUGCCGGGGGCGAGCACUCGGAUGCUGCAGCGCAAGGGCUGCUGCAAGCUCUCGGUGUGCAGGACAUGCAGGACCCGGCUGAGCGGCCACGCAGCGCCGAUCUCCGCGUCGUGGCUGAAGCCUUAGCUGAGCACGGGGAGCACCUGACCGAUGCAGCGACGAAGCUGCUGAGUUCAUUGGGCUCUCAGUACGACGCUGUGGCUGCGGCAUUGGCGACGCACGUUGCAGACGUCGCGGAUGACGAACAGCUGGAGCUCGCUGCAGAUGCAUUGGUGAAGCACUUGUUAUGGAUCGACGUUAUGGACGAUGUCAAGGUCCCCGAAGCCACGGUGACCGAGGAUUUGGACUUUGAAUUGCAGAAGAUUGAUGUCAAGACAGUGGCCAAGGUGCUCCUAGCUCACGCAGCCUUCGCGUACAGCACAGAGAACGAGUUGGAAAAAGGCUUCACAAUGCGAGGCGAAGCCACACCUUUCCGUGUCUCCUCCAAUCCAGUGCAGCUGUUGAAGCUCCACGCAGCGCUGCGUGCAGAGCUGACAGAGGGAAUCCGCUCCUCGGACCCUGCGCAGAUGCGUUCUGCAAUCAAUCGAGGUGCUUCCUUGUCUGCACACUACUACACAGCCAGAAUGCCAGCAAGGACUGGCUCUGGAGUGAAUGGCACGUCCAAAGGGCCAAAACAAAGCCUGGUGAAUCCAGUAGAUUGGGCUGUUCUAGAAGGUUUCUAUCAGGAAGCCAUCUUUCUUCUGGAACUCACCGAUGGGAAAAUGGCUUUCAAUCGUGAUGAGGAGUGCAGCACUUUGCAGGUGGUGCGAAUGGCUCAGCGAUGUCAACAGGCAGUGGUGGUGGCUUCUACUCGAGGUCAAGUGCAGCUCCUCCGAGAACUCCUGCAGCGAAACGCCUCCUGCAUCCAACGCGAACCCAUCAGCGGCUGCACAGCUCUGCAUUUGGCAGCACGAAAUGGGGAAGAGGAAGUUGCAGCAAUGCUCUUGGAGCGUGGUGCUUGGGAGCAGGAAGAUCACAAGGAGGAGGUCUUGAUGCACGCAGAGGCACAGCGACUCCAAUGUAUCAUCGAAGCAGCAGGCCUGGCAGCCCGAAAGGAGAAUGCUUUGGAUCCCAAGCUGCCCGAUUUCCACGAGGUAAUUCAGGUGCUUUCAGAUGUCAAGGAGGAAGACCGGAACUUGACCUGGGCAGAGAUCCAGGAAAGAAGCAGCCUAGCUGCGCGGGCAAGGCCAAGCACUUUGCCCGGCUACGUGCCCGAGCCGACGGAAAUUUUGCCAUGGGGUCCUUUGCCGACAGUUGCAGAGGCGCGACGAGAGCAAAAAGAGUUGCUGGUGGCUUUGUCCAAAGCCAUCCGCAAAAGUGAUAUCAUCAGCGUGAGAGCGCUGGUGCAGCGUGGUGCUCCAAUGGAACUGACCUUCGACUUGGGCUAUGGCGAAAAGGGCAACUGUGUCGACUGGGCAGUCUCUUGUGAAAAGCCCAACAUGGCAUUGGUGCUCCUCGAGAUCGCUGAUGAGCGCAAUGUCGGAGAGGCACUGGCACAAAAGUCAGUCCCUGCCCUCUUUUGGUCGGUGCUUCGUGGAUACAUGGAUGUGUUGGAAGGCCUGCUUCGUCGAGGCAUCGACGUGGCAGCACAUCGGCAUGAUGUGGUACCACUAAGCACCACGGAAACUGCGCUUUCGCUUAGCAUAACAAGCGCGAGGCGCGAAGAAGCACGACUGCUGCUGCGCUACGGCGCCUGGCAGCGCGAGGCGCCCGCGAAGCGCAUCGAGCUGCUGAAGAAGGUGCGAAUGCAGGGCAAGCAGAUGAUUGCGGUUUUUGCAGCGGAAGGUGUUACCUUGACAUGA
Cladocopium goreaui is the source of this 1902-nucleotide messenger RNA. NCBI's taxonomy places the organism in Eukaryota, Dinophyceae, Suessiales, Symbiodiniaceae. The record is from the annotation of a GenBank genome assembly.